Molecule: messenger RNA, 1012 nt
Organism: Candoia aspera
Lineage: Eukaryota; Metazoa; Chordata; Lepidosauria; Squamata; Candoiidae
Gene: GSTZ1
Product: glutathione S-transferase zeta 1
Exons: 10
Coding region: 292-942 (216 amino acids)
Biological process (GO): glutathione metabolic process; L-phenylalanine catabolic process
Cellular component (GO): mitochondrion; cytoplasm
Molecular function (GO): maleylacetoacetate isomerase activity; glutathione transferase activity
Source: RefSeq, a predicted model, not a curated record
AUCGCCGGAAUGGGGUCAUUCGUAGAGUCCAUGGCUGGAUAACGUUAAAAUUCCAGCGAGGAACGCGAGGCAGCGGGGGCUGUUCUUGAACGCGGAGCCCACGCCCAUUGUUAAAGGCGCCUGGCUCCCUCUUCCCAGCGAGAGACGCAUCAAGGGGGAGAGCGCGGGAUGUGUGCCGCGCUAGCGAAGCUGUGAUUGGCUGCAAGUGAAGCUCCCAUUCCCCACCCCAGCCAAGACUAUCUGAGCUGGCUUUCAGUCUGAGGAAUACUCUAUACUGUAUGCAUACGUAGCAUGGAGGCUUCCAAAAAGCCAGUUCUUUACACUUACUUCCGAAGCUCCUGCUCCUGGAGAGUGCGAAUCGCAUUGGCUCUGAAGGGAAUCGCCUAUGAACAAGUAUCCAUAAAUCUUGUGAAGGAUGGAGGGCAGCAGAUGACUUCAGACUUUCAAAAAGUGAAUCCAAUGCAGCAAGUUCCUGUCAUCAAAAUCGAUGGCAUCACCCUCUCCCAGUCCCUAGCCAUCAUAGAGUAUCUGGAGGACACCCAGCCCCUCCCAAGGCUCCUUCCGCAGGAUCCAAAGAAAAGAGCUCUGGUCCGGAUGAUCUCAAAUCUUAUUGCUUCUGGAAUUCAGCCACUACAGAAUCUGGAAGUUCUGCAGCAGAUGGGAGAGAAAAAACUAGGUUGGGCACCACACAUCAUUUCUCGAGGCUUCAAAGCUUUGGAACAGAUCCUGCAGGAAACAGCUGGCCGCUACUGUGUUGGGGAUGAGGUGACCAUGGCAGACCUUUGCUUGGUCCCCCAGGUAUACAAUGCUGAGAGAUUUAAAGUGGAUAUGACUCCUUAUCCCAUAAUACGCAGAAUCAACAAGGCUCUCCUAGAAUUGGAAGCAUUUCAAAACAGCCAUCCUACCCGGCAGCCAGAUGCUCCUCCAGAACUAAGAUCCUAAAACUGUUCAAUUGCUUGUUUUACUGUGGGAAAUUUGAUCAAAAAUUAAAUGGGACUCUUUUUAAAACUUG